UUUUAAAAUCCCAUUAUCGGCUGUUUCAAGUUGACCAAGUUUUUUAUGGUCCACUCUCUAUUUUCUCUUUUAAUAUAUUUCUUCACUCCAUUUGUUCAAAGUCUUCUCCUUUUUGUUAACAUAAUUGUCUACAUGUUUUGGUGUGCGAGGAGAUUGUAAUUAUUAUUGAGAAAUUCUGUCAUACCUUGUGUAGACCAUAUGCUUUUUUCUUUGAUAUACAAUUAGAUACCGAAGAAGAGGAAAAAGAGAUUUUUUGUUGGUUUGACGAUGAGUUCAAGAAUUGGAGCCUUUAUGCUCCUGAUCUUGCUUUUCUUCCAAACUUGUUCUGUUUCUGCACUCACAAAUGGUUUGGACGCUUCUGCUUUACAAGCCCUGAAGGCUGAAUGGACCACGUCUCCUGAUAGUUGGGAAGGAGCUGAUCCUUGUGGAACCAAUUGGGUUGGAAUUACAUGUAGCAAUGAUCGCGUCGUUUCAAUAUCCCUUGGGAACCUUAACGUGGAAGGAAAGCUUUCAGCGGAUAUUGCAGCGCUGCCUGAAUUGCAGAUCUUGGAUUUGUCAUACAAUACUGGAUUGACCGGACCACUUCCACCAAAUAUCGGUCAACUUAAGAAGUUGAGGAACUUGAUCCUUGUUGGAUGUAGUUUCACUGGUCAAAUCCCUGAGUCCAUAGGAAAUUUAGAACAACUUAUAUAUCUCUCACUGAAUUUAAAUAAAUUCAGUGGAACAAUUCCUGCUUCCAUCGGACGGUUAUCGAAACUAUAUUGGUUCGACAUAGCUGACAAUCAGAUCGAAGGAAGCAUUCCCGUUUCUAAUGGGACUUCUUCACCUGGACUUGACAUGCUUCUUGAAACUAAGCAUUUUCAUUUUGGAAAAAACAAGCUUUCAGGCGAAAUCCCGGAAACGCUUUUCAGCUCAAGCAUGACUUUGAUACAUGUGCUGUUCGAAGGAAACCAAUUCACGGGCCCGAUCCCGAAAAGCCUAAGCCACGUUAAAACGCUGACAGUGUUACGCCUUGAUAGGAAUAGACUAAGUGGUGAUAUUCCUACAAGUCUUAACAAUCUCACAGAUCUUCAAGAACUGUACUUGGCCAACAACAGAUUUACAGGUAGUCUUCCAAAUUUAACCAGCUUGACCAGUCUAUACACAUUAGACGUGAGCAAUAACCCUUUGGAAUUCUCACCAAUUCCAUCAUGGAUCUCUUCAUUACGCUCCUUAGCAACAUUAAGAAUGGAAGGGAUCCAACUUAAUGGUUCAAUACCAACCUCAUUUUUCACCCCUGCUCAGUUGCAGACAGUUAUCCUAAAGAGCAAUCGGAUAGACUCAGCCUUGGACUUUGGUACAACCUAUAGCAACCAGCUGGAGUUUGUUGAUUUACAAUACAAUAACAUAGAUGUUUAUAAACAACCACCAGCUAAUACACGCAUCCAAGUAAUAUUGGCAGAUAAUCCAGUGUGUCAGGAAUUGGGGAACAGGCCGAGUUACUGCUCAGCAAUACCACACAAUACCUCAUUUUCUACCAUCCCAUCAACCUGUUCUCCCUGUGAUCAGGGCAGGGAAACAAGUCCCUUGUGUCGGUGUGCGUAUCCAUUCACAGGAACUUUCUACUUCAGGUCUCCUUCCUUCUCAGGGUUGUUCAACUCAACCAACUUCGAGAUUCUACAGAAGACAAUAGCAGAUUUCUUUAAGAAAUUUAGUUAUCCGGUGGACUCCGUGGGCAUCAGAAACAUUAGAGAGAAUGCAACCGAUCAUCAGCUUCUAAUAGAUCUUUUGGUAUUUCCUUUAGGCAGAGAGGGUUUUAAUGAGACGGGAAUGUUACUUGUUAAUUUUGCGUUUAGUAACCAGACUUAUAAGCCUCCUGCUAUAUUUGGCCCUUACAUAUUCAGAGCCGACCGUUACAGUCAGUUCUCCGAUGGAGGAGGUUCCAAGUCAUCAAACACAGGCAUUAUAAUAGGAGCAGCAGUUGGUGCUGCGAUUCUUCUAUUGUUGUUAACUUUAGCUGGGGUUUACGCUCUUAGACAGAGGAAGAGAGCAGAUAGAGCAACUGGUCAAAAUAAUCCUUUUGCCAAGUGGGAUACGAGUAAGAGCAGUAUCGAUGCUCCACAGCUAAUGGGAGCAAAAGCUUUUACUUUUGAAGAGCUGAAGAGAUGUACAGACAAUUUUUCAGAAGCAAAUGAUGUUGGGGGUGGAGGUUAUGGCAAGGUGUACAGAGGAAUUCUUUCCUCUGGACAACUCAUAGCAAUCAAAAGAGCUCAACAAGGAUCUUUGCAAGGAGGGCUAGAGUUCAAAACUGAGAUCGAACUUCUUUCAAGGGUCCAUCAUAAGAAUGUUGUUAGACUAUUGGGCUUCUGUUUUGAUAGAAGUGAACAAAUGCUCGUAUACGAGUACAUUCCCAAUGGCUCUCUUAGAGAUAGUCUCUCAGGGAAGAGCGGGAUUAGACUUGAUUGGACAAGAAGGCUUAGAAUAGCACUUGGUUCAGGGAAGGGUCUGGCUUAUCUUCAUGAGCUUGCUGAUCCUCCAAUCAUACACAGAGACAUCAAAUCAAACAACAUAUUACUUGAUGAAAAUCUAACCGCAAAGGUUGCCGACUUUGGCCUCUCCAAACUAGUGGGAGACCCUGAGAAAACACAUGUGACAACACAAGUGAAAGGAACCAUGGGCUACUUGGAUCCUGAGUACUACAUGACUAAUCAACUGACGGAGAAGAGCGAUGUGUAUGGUUUUGGUGUGGUAAUGCUUGAGCUAUUAACCGGUAAAAGUCCAAUAGAGAGAGGCAAAUACGUAGUGAGAGAGGUAAAGACGAAGAUGAAUAAGUCAAGGAGUUUGUAUGAUCUGCAAGAACUGUUGGACACGACGAUUAUCGCAAGCAGCAGCAAUCUGAAAGGGUUUGAGAAGUACGUAGACUUGGCUCUGAGAUGCGUGGAGGAGGAAGGAGUGAAUAGACCAUCGAUGGGUGAGGUAGUGAAAGAGAUUGAGAACAUUAUGCAGCUUGCGGGGUUAAACCCUAAUGUAGAUUCAGCAUCGACUUCAAGAACGUACGAGGAAGCAAGUAAAGGAUCUGGUGAUCCUUACGGCAAGGACUCGUUUGAGUACAGUGGGAAUUUCCCAGAGUCAAAGCUCGAACCCCAAUGAUUAAUUAUGGGUUUCUUUGUUUUUUUUGCUAUUUAUUAAGUGACUUGAUACUUGGAAUGCCUUGUGAAUGUGGACUUGCAUGAUUUGAUUUGUUGCUAUGUGUCACUGAUUUUAUGAAGUGUCAGCACGACUAAAUGACUAAUUUUUGUUUUCUUUGUUUUUCAUCAAGGAGAAGAAUGUAGUGAAACUCAGAACUAAUAAACAACUACUCUUU
Messenger RNA from Eutrema salsugineum, 3343 nucleotides. RefSeq names its product probable leucine-rich repeat receptor-like protein kinase At5g49770. The transcript is spliced from 19 exons. Gene Ontology annotation, biological process: protein phosphorylation. The record is from RefSeq and is a predicted model, not a curated record. NCBI's taxonomy places the organism in Eukaryota, Viridiplantae, Streptophyta, Magnoliopsida, Brassicales, Brassicaceae. Gene Ontology annotation, molecular function: protein binding; ATP binding; protein kinase activity. Bases 268 to 3129 code for a protein of 953 amino acids.